This is a messenger RNA of Jaculus jaculus (lesser Egyptian jerboa), 2529 nucleotides long. Its product is annotated as sialic acid-binding Ig-like lectin 10. Gene Ontology annotation, cellular component: plasma membrane. The coding region runs from base 61 to 2019 and encodes 652 amino acids. The record is from RefSeq and is a predicted model, not a curated record. Gene Ontology annotation, molecular function: sialic acid binding. Lineage: Eukaryota; Metazoa; Chordata; Mammalia; Rodentia; Dipodidae. The transcript has 11 exons. Gene Ontology annotation, biological process: cell adhesion.
CUCGGCUUUGCAGACAGCAGGCCCAGUACCCCAGCUCUAAAAGGCCCCCAGAGCCCCGAGAUGCUACAGCUGCUCUGGCUGCUGCUCCUGCUCAGGGAAGGGUCCCCUCAGGAGCAACCAGGGUACUGGCUGAAGAGCCAGAAGGAGGUCAUAGUGCAGGAGGGCCUGUGCACGCUCGUGUCCUGUGCCUUCCAGUACCCCAGGCAAGGGUGGAACUCCUCCAGCCCCACGUAUGGCUACUGGUACCGGAGCAAAGAGAACACGCUCGUGGCCACAAACAAGCUAAAGAAGAAAGUUAAGGACACCGAACCCCACUUUCAGCUCAUCGGGGACCCUGGGGAUAACAAUUGCUCCUUGAGCAUCUCUGGUGCCCAGAAGAGGAACAGAGGACAGUACUAUUUUCGCCUUGAGAGGGGAGAUGUGAGAUACAGUUACAGAGAGUCUAUGCUCACUGUGAUUGUCACAGAGCUGACCCUGACUCCAGACAUCCACAUCCGGGAGCCCCUGCAGUCUGGCCACCUCGGCUAUCUAAAGUGUUCCAUGCCUGGGGCCUGCAAGCCCCACAUCUCCUGGUUCUGGGAUGCCCCGAGGGGCCCAGGGCAAAGCUUCAACGCUGCAGAGAUUCAGCUCCUUCCCCGCCCCGAGGAUCAUGGCACCCACCUCACCUGCAGGAUGUCGUUCUCCAGGGAUUCUGGGACUAAUGUGUCCACAGAGAGGACCAUCCAGCUCAAUGUGUCCUACACUCCUCGGAUGGUCACCAUCAGUGUCCACAGGGCCCCAAGAGCAGGUGACACAGACCUAGAGCCUCUAGGAAACAUUUCACAUGUGGAAGUCCAUCAAGGCGAGGCCCUGCAGUUCCUUUGUACUGCUGACAGUGAGCCCCCCGCCACCAUGAGCUGGGUCCUGGAGGACCGAGUUCUCAUGUGGUCCAGGCCUUUGGGAUCCAGAACCCUGACGCUGGAACUGCCUGAGGUGAAGGCUGGGGACUCAGGACGCUACACCUGCCAAGCAGAGAACAGGCUGGGCUCCCAACAGGGCACGCUGGCCCUCUCUGUGCUAUAUGCUCCAGAGGACCUGAGAGUGACAGUUUUCCAAGCAAAUCAGACAGUGCUGGAAAUCCUCAGGAAUGACACAUCCCUUCCAGUCUUGGAGGGCCAAAGCCUACGCCUGGUCUGUGUCACCCACAGCAACCCUCCAGCCAGGCUGAACUGGACCUGGGAGUCACAAACUCUGAGCCCCACCCUUUCUGCAGACCCUGGGAUCCUUGAUCUGCCUCUGGUCCAGUGGGAGCACAGAGGGAAUUUCACCUGCUGUGCGCAGAACCUGCUGGGUGUCCAGAGCAUCUCUCUGAGCAUCUCUGUGCACUACCCACCACAGAUGCCAGCACCCUCCUGUUCCUGGGAGGCUGAGGGUCUACUCUGCAGCUGCUCCUCCAGAGCCUGGCCCACGCCCUCCCUGCACUGGCAGCUGGGGAACAGUCUGCUGGAGGGGAACAGCAGCAAUGACUCCAUCACAGUCACCUCCAACACCAUGGGACUUUGGGCCAACAGCUCCCUGCACCUCCACAGGAGGCUCAGCACCAGCUUUGCGCUCAGCUGUGUGGCCCUGAAUGCCCAUGGAGCUCAGAGCACCACUGUGCUGCUCCUGCCAGGGAUGGCAGUGUGUCCAGCAUCCAUUCUGGCUGCUGUGGGGGUAUCUGCGGUGGUGGCCGUGUUGUUCCUGGGUGCCUGCCUUGUCUUCUGCAGGCUGAAAGCCUGCAGGGAGCCUGCCUCCAGCUCAACCACCACUGGGAAGGAUGCGCCCUCAGCCACAGAGCCUGUCUGCACAAAACCCCUCACUGUAUCUGGGUCGGAGAGCAAUGCAAUCUACCAGUCCCCUCUCAUGCCCAUGUCCAGCCCAGGGGAGGAGACAGAACUCCUAUAUGCCUCCCUGAGCUUUGAGAGACUGAGACCCCGGGAGCUUCAGUUCUGUGAGGAGACGGACACUACCGAGUAUGCAGAGAUCAAGGUCCACCAGUGAACCUCCAGGAAUGCCAGGGCUUCCAUGUGGAGGGAGACAUCUUGAAAGAGGCUAUGUCAGCUCAUCUCCAUGGAAACAGGACACCACCUAGGAUAGGGCAGUCUGUGAUGGUGUGAUGCAGAGUGGGCUCCAGUUUCUGCCCAUCUUUGAGCAAGUUCCUACAUUCCUCGCUCUCCUGACAGUAGCAUAGUCCCACAAACUGUGGCGUGAACUCUCCACUGUGGAGCGUCCAGGGCUGUGUCUAGAGAGGGCAACGCACUCCCUCACCUCUUCCCAGGGAUGCCAUGAGAUGUGGAGUCCAGCAGUCUGACCCUGUGGCCAACUGGAGUCCCUGAGCAGUUGGUUGCAUCUUCAAAGUGUCCAAAGGCUCAGCUGAGGCUGGCACUGGGUUAAGGUCAUGUGGUGGUUUGAUUCAGGUGUCCCCCAUAAACUUAGGUGUUGUGAAUGUUAGGUUCCCAACUGAUGGAUAUUUGGGAAUUAAUGCCUCCUGGAGGGAGUGUAUUGUUUGGG